This is a messenger RNA of Xyrichtys novacula (pearly razorfish), 2152 nucleotides long. The record is from the annotation of a GenBank genome assembly. NCBI's taxonomy places the organism in Eukaryota, Metazoa, Chordata, Actinopteri, Labriformes, Labridae.
AUGCUGACUGCAUUUUUAUUACUCCUGGCGCUCAGACUGAGUCGUAAGUAACAUUUUCUAAAGUGAAUCAGAUUUGUAUUUUUGAGUUUGAUACUUUAAAUUAUUCACUAAAAGGGGAAAAAAAACUAUCUUUCGCUUUUGUUCAACACUGAUAUUUCCUCAUUUUGUUCAGGCUGCACAGCUGAUGAGAACUACGAGACAAUAACAGUCAGUGUGAAAGAUGGUGUGACUUUGUCGUGUCCUCGGGAUACCUCUUGGUUGUCAACACAGUUAUUCUGGUUCAGGAUGGUUUCUGGAGGCACGCCUGAAUUUUUGGGAGGAACCUCUACUUUUCCCUAUGACGAAGUUACCGAAACCCCUCACUUCACAGCAAAACAAGAACCUAAAAAGUUUGUCCUGACCAUCAAUGAAACACGGCUCAAUGAUACUGGACUUUACUUUUGUGUAAAACAAACACAACUUGACGUGACUUUUUUGAAGAGAACGUUUCUGAGGAUAAAAGGUAAAUAAAAUACACUUCACAGACUUUUUACUUCCUUAAAGUUAGAAUCAACCCUGAGUGAUAUCAGCAGAUAUAAUGUUCCACAUGAAAUGAGAUGUAAGAAUAAAUCUCAUAACUUCCAUUUAUAUACUCUGACUUUAACUUUGAACUUUAGUUGAAAUACUUCCUUUUCUGGAGAUUUAACUGAAUUUUUGGGAGGAACAUAUGACUUUGACUAUGAAGUUGUUCACAAAACCCCUCACUUCACUGUAAAAAAAGAACCUGGAACAUUUGUCCUGAUCAUCAACAAAACACAGCUCAAAGAUACUGGACUUUACUUUUGUAUAAGACAAGACCAAUUAAAUGUUAAUCUUUUGAAGAGAACAUUUCUGAGGAUUAAAGGUAAAUGAAGUAUACUUAGACCUUUUUUUUAUGGCUGCUUAACAAUGUAAUCAAACUACCAUCAGCAUUUUCAAUGUUCCUCAUAAAUAAAGAUGUGAGAGUAGAAGUUUUUUCAUGAAUCUAGAAAAAAGUCCAUUAAAAAACUUUCUCUUUGUCUAAAAAUAAAGGACCAGGACCUGAUAUCAUCUCAGUUGUUCAAGAUAUUUUAUCUAAUCCAGCCCGUCCAUGGGACUCAAAGAUUCUGCAGUGUUCAGUCCUCAGUGACAAGAGCAGCAAAACCUGUCCAGAUAAACCCAGAGCGUUCUGGUUCAGAUCUGGAUCAGAUGAUUCCCGUCCCAGUGUCAUUUACACUCAUGGAAACAAAAGUGAUGGAUGUGAGGAGAGUCCAGAGACUCCCUCUCUGCAGAGAUGUGUCUACAGCUUUUCUAAGACCGUCAGCUCCUCUGAUGAUGAGACUGUCUACUGUGCUGUGGUCGCAUGUGGAGAGAUACUGUUUGGAAAUGGAAAAAAGCUCACCUCUGAAGGUAAGUACAGAACAUUUCAUAUGAUCCAUUAGCAUUUAUUUCCUAUCUGAUGUGAUCCAUGUUGUGAAACGUUACCUUAUUAAUCUAUUUUAAAAGAACAAUGCGCAGUUUUAAACAAAAAUGUUGCCAUUUGAUAGAGUGAGCUUAAAGACGUUUGUUCUUUGUGCAGGUCAGGAUUAGAAAUUAAUCUUAAAUUUAUCUAAAGCACUUUAAUUUUUUAAAUUCUCAUUCUUGUUUGUUCCAGGAAAUGAUGAGCUACUUUACAUCGCUCUGUAUCUGCUCUCAGCUGCUGUGGUCACAUGUCUGAUUGUUAUAGCUUUCCUGAUUUAUACCAUCAAGACAAGAGCUCCCUGCAACAGUAAUAACACUUUCUCCAAUAACAAUCAAUCAUACAGUGAAAAUCACAGCUCUUUGUUAAAUAACAGAUCAUGUUUUUGGUUUGACUUUAUCACAGCAGCUGAUGAUGAGCGUAGAAAUGCUGCGAAGGCCAGCGCCGAUCGGCAAAGUCGUCAGGUAAGAAACACACAGAGGCUGAAAAUAUUUCUCUAUUCCUCAAAAUAAACAGCGGUCAUGUUACAUUUUUUUCUGUGUGUAUUCUCAGAGAGAUGACAACUCACUGGUUUAUGCUGCACCCACAUUUUCUAAGAAGAAACCCUGCAAAGGUGAGAGGAGGAACAAAAAGAGAGCGGAAGAAGAAAUCGUUUACUCUGGAGUCAGAGCUGCUGUGGCCAAAUCAUCCAAAUAA